AUGUGAAGAUCAUUGAAACAACGAAGGAUUUUCGUAUUACAUAUGUCUUAUUAUCGUAAAACGUCCCAGAAAUCCAUCAGUUGCGUCAAUUACGUGGCGCGCCAAAUGCAUUACGUCCUGUCGGUCUUUAUCUCGAAUGAUUAACGACCUUUGGUAAAAAGAUAUUUCCGUAACCAAGGAAAAGGGGGUCAACGGUACGUAUUUUUAAACUGCGUUAUAUUUCUUCUUUCUCGCUUCUCCCCUACCACGGCACAAAUAUUUCAUGAACUGACUCGACUAAUUGGGGAAAAACGGGUGAAGAUGUCUGGUUCGUCGAACUUAUAAAUGUCUUCCUGUUUUCUUCUUAUUGAAACUAAUUUUAUUUUUCACAUACCGGUCAUCGAUAAGAUAAAGUCGAAGAUGUGUCUCCUAAGAUCAAAAAUCCCGCGUUUUCUUCGUUCGGCUUGGAUCGGCUUCGAUCGAAUAUAACGAAGCGCUGAUAGUUUCCGAAUUAGCUACAAGGUGGCGCAUAACUCGAAAUAACGGACACUUUAAAUUUACACGGUUUCUUUGUAAGAAGCGUUCCUUCAAUCAGUGCGCUUUUGAUCUGUAAUCGGAGAAGUGUGGCUUUGUGUGUCUCCAAUUUCGAUCGCGUCUAUGCGACCAUUUAGCGGAAGGUUUAUUUCGAAAAUUCAUUGUAAGAACUGCUUGAAUAUUGCCCAUUGGUUCCUAUGUACCAAGAGAGAUAUAAUAGUUCAUUGUUUGAAUUUUUCUCGGUAUUGUAUUCCUUCUACGAGCUAUUAUCUAUGUGCUAGACGCACAUUGAAAUAAUCCUUUUACUGUUAAUUUCCCUUUUGUCCUUGACAACAAAAUGGCAUUUUCCUUAUAACAAUGCGAUAAGAAAGAAUGAUACUUCUUAUAUAAAUGUCAGUUGUCAGUGCUUAUCAAUUGAAAAUGUAAAUAGCUGAGUGCUAACAAGAACACAGAAUAGACACGAUUUUUUGGUGUGUGACUUAUCAAAGAGUUUUGCUUCUUGGAUAUGAAGGGACAAGUACAAGCCGCACGGGAGAGGUUAGGUGGCUUCAGCAAUAACAGCUACUAUCCUAGUUCAGCAGACCAUGUUCCUGAUAUUCAACGUAUUGUCCCAAUUUCCAAUUAUGAACUACAAUUAGAUGAUUCCGCAGUUGUAACAGAGGUCGAUAAUAAAGUUAAAACAAAAUUGCUCUCUAUUUGGAAUAAUGUGAAAUAUGGAUGGACUGUGAAAAUAAAAACAAAUUUUUCAAAAGAAUCUCCAGUAUGGUUGCUCGGACAGAGAUAUCCCAAACAGUUGGAAGAUACUUUAGAAAAAGCGUCAGAAGCUCUCUCUGGAUUAGGAACUGGAAGCGAAGUGUCGUUAGCAAUAGAUGCUGCUAGUUACGAAGAAGGAAUUGAAGGAUUUAAGAGAGAUUUCGUCUCUCGCCUAUGGUUAACUUAUAGGAGAGAAUUUCCAAAUUUAAGAGGAUCCACUUUUACUACAGAUUGUGGCUGGGGUUGUAUGUUACGUAGCGGACAAAUGAUGAUGGCACAAGCAUUAGUUUAUCAUUUUCUAGGACGAGAUUGGAGGUGGUAUCCGGAUCAAACAAUUAAAACAGAUGAACAGAAUGAAGAAGAGAAAAAACAUCGUAUGAUUAUAAAAUGGUUUGGAGAUCAACCGGGACCUCAUUCUCCUCUUUCUAUUCAUAAAUUAGUGUCGCUUGGCGCACAAUCAGGGAAACAAAUAGGAGAUUGGUAUGGGCCUGGAUCAGUUGCACAUCUUUUAAGCCAAGCGGUAAAAUCUGCAGCUGAGAUUCACAAGGAAUUUAGUAAUUUGUGUGUGUAUGUUGCUCAAGAUUGUGCAGUCUAUCUGGAUGAUGUUAAAAAGUUAUGCGAAACUCCAAAUGAAAGCUGGAGAUCUCUUGUACUAUUAGUACCUUUAAGACUUGGUACUGAUAAGUUAAAUCCAACUUAUAUACCAUGUUUGACAAAGUUGUUGGAGUUAGAAUUUUGCAUUGGUAUCAUUGGUGGACGUCCGAGACAUUCUCUUUAUUUCAUUGGUUAUCAAGAAGAUAAAUUAAUACAUUUAGAUCCACAUUAUUGUCAAGAAAGCGUAGACAUGUCGAAAGAAAUGUUUUCCCUAUCGACAUUCCAUUGUACUUCGCCUAGAAAAAUGGUACUUUCCAAAAUGGAUCCUAGUUGUUGCAUCGGAUUUUACAUACACGAUAAAAGUUCCUUUGACGAAUUUGUAACUAAAGUCGAAAAUAUAUUGAUACCGCAAACCCAGAAAACGGAUUAUCCAAUGUUCUUAUUUUGCGAAGGAAGUGGGGAGGAAUUAAGAGAAAACAUAGAGGUCGGAGAAAAUCCACUGCCCUCGACAACGCUAUUUGUACGACCCGAUGCAUUCGAAGAUCAUUAUGAGUUCGAGGAAUUUGAACUCAUAUGUAUAGGAAAUAAAAGCAAAUAGAGAAA
Molecule: messenger RNA, 2463 nt
Organism: Vespula vulgaris
Lineage: Eukaryota; Metazoa; Arthropoda; Insecta; Hymenoptera; Vespidae
Gene: Atg4b
Product: cysteine protease ATG4D
Exons: 6
Coding region: 1019-2458 (479 amino acids)
Molecular function (GO): protein-phosphatidylethanolamide deconjugating activity
Source: RefSeq, a predicted model, not a curated record